GCCUUUUCUUUAAUUUUCUGAAGACUCGAUCUUAUUCACGUCUGGUUGUACUGAUUUCAAAAUGCACUCAGAGUAUUCUUAUGAGAUCGCACUGGGUGAGUUCUGAAAUUCUUGACGGAACCGUCGGAACGUAUGGAUGCGGAGGUUGCAGCAGACAACUGGGAACCUGAAACUGCAAUCUGCGAACAGUUUGCACUGAGAUAUUGCGGUUUGCUAAGUUCUUCGCAGUUUCUUUCUUUUAGUUGCCUCAGUUCCUAUCGUUGCACUUGUAUUUACGUUACAAUAAUAGACAAUAUUAUUAUCAACAGUUUCGUUUUCGACUUUGUCAAAACUUUGAAAUCUGGUGAUUUUCUUACAGCUUUGAACUAGACGCGACGCGAGCAGCUCUUCUACGGGGAGACACAGCAACGCAAGAGCAUAUACGAUUAAAUAUCUGCCAGAAUGUUGAUCCCGCAGUUGCUGUCGUUGAUUUUAUGCUCGAAGCCCGAGUCGAAGGAGUAGCACUAGGUGUGCGGGUACUGGUGUUCGCGAGAAGAGGAUCGCUGCAGCGUUAUGCCAGCCGGAUGAUGCCGAUAAUAAACACCCAGCUGGAAGGAAACUCUCUGGCUCGCGUUUUAAACGAAACGGUUGCUGCGGUUACGAACGGGAAUGCUCACCACGCGCCUGCCCCAGUUGAAGAAGUUCUGCGGUUUCGUAUUCGCCUACGUGCAGCAGAUGCCGAGAGAAUCCGCACCGGGACUAUCAGCGAAGACGCCGUCCGCUCUAAUCUGGUUGCGCGCAUCCCUGCGGAACUGACUGACGUGGUGGUGGAAUGUUGUGCUACCAGAAUCCCACUUAUGAUAGCGGUUAGUGUUAGAGCUCCGGAAGAGCGGCGUGUGGAGCUGUAUGGCAUGAAAUACUCGUACAAAUUUUCAGUGCAGCGUUUUUUGGAGACCAGAAUAUUGAGCGGUUGGUCGGCAUUUAACUCGUGUGCGUGUGGAUUUAUCCUGCCUACUUUCAGUUGCUACUUAAAGUCUUACUAACAGUUUGUUUGGAUUUGGAAUUUUCUGGCCGAGUCAAUGAGAAACUCACGCAAUGUAUGGCUGAUGAACGGGAAUUCGUUUGUUAUUAUUCACUCAGAUGCUCGAUCUAGACGCUGGUGAGUUGAUUUUUGCCAGAACACACUAUUGGUUAAAAUGUUGGAUUGUGUCCUAGCAGCCAUUACAGGUUCAGCCAUUACAGGUUCAGCCAUUACAGGUUAGAAAAUUCAUAUUUGUGCGCAUGGAAUCGAACUCGCUUUAUGCCGAUUGCAUAAUGACGUAUUUGCAGUUGAUAAUUUCGAACUGUCUGGAAUUAAUGUGAUCUGGACUUUUCGUAUUGUUGCAGCCGCUAGUUGGAAACUUGGAGGACGUCAAAUGAUCAUUUUCGCCCGAAUCGCGGUGAGCCGCAACACCCGGCUGUCCAUGGAGUCCAGUCUGGCUUUGUAUAAACAGCGCGGAGAAGGGGCGCGGCAGCAGCGUUUGAAUUCGGCACAAUGAAGGAAUGUUUGUUGGGACUCUCCAUGCAGCUCUGUAAUUUUGUUGGCAUGUGUUGAGCCUUUUUAUUUGUGGUAAAUUUUUAAUUUAAAAUAUUUGUACUUUUGAUGCAAAUUUGUGUUGUUAAAAGAGGUAGUUUUUAAAUUUUCAAGUUUUAAUCAUUUGUACGGCGAUCACUGUAUAGCCAGAAUUGUUAAGAAAUACUUUCUCGUCGCUUGUGAGUUGUGAUGCCAGGCGCCUGCUUUAUUCUUGCUGUUUUACGCACGAUG
This is a messenger RNA of Paramacrobiotus metropolitanus, 1783 nucleotides long. RefSeq lists its product as uncharacterized. The record is from RefSeq and is a predicted model, not a curated record. Bases 474 to 1022 code for a protein of 182 amino acids. The transcript is spliced from 6 exons. Lineage: Eukaryota; Metazoa; Tardigrada; Eutardigrada; Parachela; Macrobiotidae.